Messenger RNA from Ipomoea nil (Japanese morning glory), 3305 nucleotides. Its product is annotated as probable LRR receptor-like serine/threonine-protein kinase At3g47570. Gene Ontology annotation, cellular component: plasma membrane. The record is from RefSeq and is a predicted model, not a curated record. Lineage: Eukaryota; Viridiplantae; Streptophyta; Magnoliopsida; Solanales; Convolvulaceae. Gene Ontology annotation, biological process: hormone-mediated signaling pathway; protein phosphorylation. Gene Ontology annotation, molecular function: protein kinase activity; ATP binding; protein binding. The transcript has 2 exons. The coding region runs from base 192 to 3131 and encodes 979 amino acids.
CAUCAUCUGCAUUCUUUUCUUUUCAUCAUCUUCUGUUUUGCCUAAUAAUUUGUAGUGUAACCUUUCCCAUUAUUCCUUCUGUAUUGGCUACUCACUUCUCAAAUGAAACUGAUAAACUUGCCCUUUUCGAUUUCAAACACCAUAUUACUUAUGAUCCACAGGGAGUAUUACUCAACUCGUGGAAUGAGUGGAUGUAUCAUUGUGGGUGGCAAGGAGUGAGUUGCGGUCAUCGACACCAACGAGUUGUGGCUUUGAGGCUUCCUGAGAUGGGUUUGGGCGGAACCAUAUCUCCUCAUAUUGGAAAUCUCACAUUCCUCCGGGUUGUUCAUCUUGGUGGGAAUCGGCUGUACGGUGAGAUUCCCAGACAAAUUGGUGGUUUGCUUCGACUAAGAUACCUCAACCUGUCUGUGAAUACAUUGACAGGAGAACUAGCUGCUCUUAAUCUUAGCAACUGUCUACAACUCAGGCAACUCCAGUUAUCAAAAAAUGGCCUCCAUGGGAAGCUCCCUACAGAGCUAGCUGAUUUGAAGAAGCUACAAAUCCUUUCUCUCAACACAAACCAGUUGACAGGUGGGAUUCCUCCGGCAUUUGGGAAUCUUUCAUCGCUUCAAGUGCUGCGCUUGGAAUAUAAUCAUUUGGAGGGAAGUAUUCCGCAUGAGAUUACACAUUGUUGGGGUUUAAAUAUGCUUUCACUUGGAGCCAACAAUUUCACUGGUACACUAUCUUCUGCUUUCUUCAAUAUGACUUCACUUACAGAUUUUUCAGUAACGGAAAACUCACUUCAUGGGACCAUUCCAAGCAACAUAGGAAACAUCAUGCCCAAUUUGGUAAGAUUCUAUUUUGGUCUAAACAAAUUCCAUGGAACCAUUCCUACUUCGUUUCCCAAUGCGUCUAAGCUUCAAUAUCUUGAGGUAUCAAGAAACUACCUUGUAGGCAAAGUUCCAGAUAAUAUUGGAAAGUUAAAGGAUCUUAUUUAUUUGAAUCUUGAGAGCAAUCUUCUUGGUAGCACUGGUCCCCCUCCCCUUGAUGACUUGACCUUUAUAAGCUCUCUCUCAAAUUGUAGUAAUUUGAGUGUGUUUUCUAUUCAUGAUAAUAAAUUUGAAGGUAAAUUGCCAAACACCAUAGCUAAUCUCUCAUCCAAACUCCUUCAUAUGUUUCUAGGAGGGAAUAAUUUAUUUGGAACAAUACCAAUGUCAAUAAAAAAUCUUGUUAGCUUGACCGCUUUAGCCCUUGGAGAGAACCUCUUGUCAGGUGUUAUUCCCAGUGAGAUAGGUUACUUGCAAAAAUUACAACUUUUGAGUUUAGAACAAAACCAAUUCUCGGGAGAAAUACCAUAUACUCUGUAUAAUCUCACCUCUUUAGCAAUACUUGAUAUUCGUUAUAACAAUUUAGAUGGCAAUAUACCUUCAGAUAUAGAAAACUUUAGGAAUUUAGAUGUAUUGCUCUUGUCCAAUAACAAAUUCAGUGGAACCAUUCCUCAACAAGUUUUUGAUUUGCCCUCUUUGUCUAAAUACCUUGACCUCUCUGGUAAUUCAUUCAUUGGCCCAUUGUCUCCUGCCGUUGGAAAAUUGAAAACAUUAAAUGCAUUAGACAUCUCUGGGAACAAAUUGUCUGGCAAAAUUCCAGAAACAAUUGGGGAUUGUUUGAGCCUUGAAUACCUUUAUAUGAAUGCUAAUCUCUUUGAUGGAAAAAUCCCACAUUCUUUGGUUUCCCUAAAGAGUAGUAAGGUUUUAGAUAUCUCAACCAACAAGUUGACUGGAGAGAUACCGAGUGGAAUCCAACACCUCCCUCUCUUGCAAUAUUUGAAUCUUUCUUUCAAUGAUCUAGAAGGUGAGGUGCCAACAAUUGGAGUUUUUGCCAAGGCAAACAGUGUAUCACUGGUUGGAAACAAAAAACUUUGUGGUGGUAUACCUGAGCUAAAUCUACCUCGGUGUCCUGUCAUAAAAAGAAAACAUAAAAAGUUUCAAAAGCUUAAGAUUGUUAUCUUCACAUGUGUUAGCGUGGCGGCGGCUCUGGUGUUUGCAUCCUUUAUUGUUUUUCUAUCACUGCGCCGAAGGAAAAACAAAUUGAAGGAUUCUUCUGAGCUAUCCGGUAUUGAAAAGCUACCCAAGAUUGCUUAUAGUGAUCUGCACCAAGCUACAAAUGGCUUCGCUGACACAAAUUUGAUUGGUUCCGGUAGUUUUGGCUUUGUUUACAAGGGAACUUUUGAGCAAGGUGUGAAACAGAUAGUUGCAGUAAAGGUACUUGACCUCUUAAAGAAUGGUGCAACAAAGAGCUUCCUUGCAGAAUGUAAAGUUUUAAGGAGGAUACGCCACCGAAAUCUUGUUCCAAUUUUGACUUGCUGCUCAAGUUGUGAUUUCGCAGGCAAUGAAUUCAAAGCUCUUGUUUAUAAGUUUAUGGAAAAUGCGGACCUUGAUAUGUGGUUGCAUACAAGUUCUGUUGACGAUGCAAGGACAAAUGUUCUAAGUGCUCUUCAAAGGCUAAACAUUGCAAUUGAUGUAGCUUCUGCAUUGCAUUAUCUCCAUGAGGAUUGUGACCCAACAGUCAUUCAUUGUGAUCUAAAACCGAGUAACAUUCUCCUCGACAAAGAUUUAACUGCUCAUGUUGGAGAUUUUGGGAUAUCAAGGCUUUACUCAUGUACAAUUGAAGAUUUAAAUGGAGAACAGACUAGUACGGUAGGAUUAAAGGGAUCUGUUGGUUACAUCCCACCAGAUCUAGAAUAUGGGAUAGGAGCAAUGGCAUCAACUUUUGGAGAUGUAUACAGCUUCGGAAUCCUUUUGUUGGAAAUGUUCACUGGAAGAAGACCCACAGAUAAUUUAUUUAGUAGUGAAUAUAAUAGUGUUUAUGAGUAUGUUGAGGCAGCUUUACCACAACAAGUGUUGAAGAUUGUAGACCCAUUCCUUGUAGCAAGCAUAGAAAACAAAGAUGGAUUAAGAGCGGACGAACGGUUGGACAAUGAUGAUGAUGAUGAUAUGGUGGAAAUUAAAGAGAGCAAGAUCCACAGCUUCUUCCGCUCCAUCUUCAUAAUUGGGCUCACUUGUGCUUCUAGAUCACCAAUGGAUCGCAUGCAUAUGAAUGAUGUGAACAGGGAACUACACAAGAUUAAGAAAGCUUUCUUGGCGUAUCUAUAAGCAAGAAUGCCGGGUCAAGCGACAUUACAACAUCUCCCACGGUGAUCGAACUAGCUAGCUAGAAGUUUAUAAGAAAAGUUUGUUAGUUGUUCAAGUUGCAUAAUUUAUGUUUCUCUACACUUCAUCAUUUGAUAUAAAAGUUGUCUUGGUUUCUUUGAUGUUUGUUAAUGAAGG